Lethenteron reissneri (Far Eastern brook lamprey) is the source of this 10049-nucleotide messenger RNA. RefSeq names its product cystic fibrosis transmembrane conductance regulator-like. Gene Ontology annotation, molecular function: ATP binding; chloride channel activity; ATP hydrolysis activity. NCBI's taxonomy places the organism in Eukaryota, Metazoa, Chordata, Hyperoartia, Petromyzontiformes, Petromyzontidae. Gene Ontology annotation, biological process: bicarbonate transport; chloride transmembrane transport. The record is from RefSeq and is a predicted model, not a curated record. Gene Ontology annotation, cellular component: apical plasma membrane; cytosol; plasma membrane.
GCUGAGCUGUAGCGCUGCGAGCCGCCGCACAUUGAACUCUGCACUCGAGGUCAAGAAGGCAGCCCGGAGAGCCAGUGGGACCACGUUUCAGAAGAGCGGGGAGCUAACGGAUUUGGACUCAAGCGCCUCUUAUGUAAGCGGUCGUCUUAGAUGAAGGAAGGGGAGCACGCGGUGACGGCAGCGACGGCGGCUCGAGAAGCGCGCGCGUGAAGCGAGCGAGAGCCCUGGUCCCGUGCGCAACUGCGAGGCGAAGACGGCACCAUGACCUCAGCCCGGCGACCCAGAUCAGCCGCAUGAGUUCAAUUCCGAAGCCUCUCCGUCGACGGCUGGAAACAGGUUAACCGCCCCGAUGUCAGGCCGCAACUUGAAGAUGCAGGCUUCGCCUUUUGAGAAGGCCGGGAUAUUCUCACGCAUGUUUUUCAGGUGGCCCAGGCACGUGCUGAGAAAGGGUUACAAGCAUCGGAUCGAGCGCUCGGACAUCUACCGGACUCCCCUGCAGGACCAGGCGGACACGCUCUCCGAGAGGCUCGAGAGGGAAUGGGACAGAGAAAUCUCGCAGUCAGAAAACCGCCCUCACCUGCUCACCGCGAUUCGCCGGUGCUUCCUGUGGCGCUUCGUGGGCCUGGGCGUCAUCAUGCUCCUCGCGGAGUUCACCAAAGUGGUGCAGCCCUUCUUCCUGGGCCAGAUCAUCGCCUCCUUCAACCCGAGCACCGUCGACGUGCAGGAGCCGCUGCUGCUGGCGCUGGGGCUGAGCGCGUGCUUCGUCCUGAGAACGCUGCUGCUGCACCCCGCUGUGUUCGGGCUCCAGCACCUGGGUAUGGACGUGCGGAUUGCCACCUUCUGCCUCAUUUACAAGAAGAUCAUGAAGCUCUCAAGCAGCGUCUUGGAUAAGAUCACCGUGGGACAGCUGGUCAGCUUGCUGUCGAACAACCUGAACAAGUUUGAUGAGAGCCUGACCCAGGCCCACUUCAUCUGGAUCGCGCCCAUUCAGUGCGUGGGCUUGCUGGCCUUCCUCUGGCGAGAGCUGGGGCCCUUCUGCCUCGUGGGAUUCGCCAUUCUGCUGAUCGUGACGCUGCUCCAGGCGUGGCUGGGUCACAAGAUCAACUCCUACAGAGACAAGCGCGGAGGGAAGAUCAACGAGCGCAUCGCCCUCACGUCGGAGGUGCUCGAGAACAUCGAGGCCAUCAAAGUGCACGGCUGGGAAGAGGCCAUGGGGAAGCUCAUCGACGAGCUGCGCAAGCAGGAGCUGAAGCUGACGAGCAGAGCCUCCUACAGCAGAUACUUCAACAGCGCGGCGUUCUUCUUCUCGGGCGUGUUCGUCGUGUUCGCCUCCAUCCUGCCGUACGCCGUGUACAACGAGCUCACGCUGCGCCGGGUGCUCACCUCCGUCAGCUUCUUCAACGUCCUGCGCAUGGCCAUCACCAGGUCGCUGCCGUGGUCGCUACAGAUGUGGGUCGAUGCGACCGCCUCCAUUGGAAAGAUCCAGGAUUUCCUGUUGCUGAAGGAGUACCGUCCGCUCGACUACAACCUCUCCACCACCGAGGUAGAGAUCGUGUCCAUCACGGCGUCGUGGGAUCAGAUCGAUGGAAUCGUCCCCGAGCAAGGAAGCAAGGUGAAGAAUGGAAUCAUCAACGUGGCCGCCACCGACCUGCCGUUCUACAAGUCGUACGUCCUGUCGGACAUCAACUUCAAGCUCAACAAGGGAGAGAUGCUCAUCGUCAUGGGCUCCUUCGGCUCGGGCAAGAGCUCGCUGCUGCUGCUCAUGCUGGGGGAGCUGCUGCCGUGGGACGGCCGCGUGCGCCACAGCGGCCGCCUCUCCUUCUCCUCCCAGCAGCCGUGGAUUAUCAACGCCUCCGUGCAGGAGAACAUCACCCUCGGCCUGCACUUGGACAAGGCCCUCCUCUGGCAGGUGCUGCGCGCCUGUGGCCUGCAAGAGGAAAUCAUGAAUCUGCCUCAGAAGGAGAAGACGCUGAUUGGGGAGAGUGGCUUCAACCUCAGCGGCGGGCAGAGAGCGCGCAUCUCGCUUGCCAGGGCCGUGUACAGAGAGGCAGAUCUCUAUUUGCUCGACUCUCCAUUCAGCUACCUCGAUGUGUCAACAGAAAAGCAAGUCUUCGAGAGCUGCAUCGACGGCUUCCUGGCCAAGAAGACGCGCAUCCUGGUGACGUCCAAAGUCGAGCACCUGCAGAGGGCGGACAAGGUUCUGAUUCUGAACGACGGGGUCGUUUACUUCUACGGCACCUUCCCCGAGCUGCAGAAGAGCAAGCUGGAGAUCCUGUCGCUCAUCAUGCAGGCGGAGCGCUUCGACAGCUGCAGCUCCGACCGCCGCGGCUCCAUGAUCACGGGCGUGCUGCGCCGUGGCUCCGCGCAGUCCGGUGACGCGGCGGCGUCACCCAACGCCGCCAGCGUCUCGGAGCCGCCCCAGGGGACGCAGUUCCCGUUCCAGGCCCAGCGGUUCUCCGUCGUCUCCGCCGCCGGGACGUCCGUCGUCGUCGCGAUCCCCACGGCCGGCCCGCACGAGCCCGAGGGUCGCCGGCUGUCGCUCAUCCCGGACACGGAGGAUGGGAAGCAGCUGCUGCCCGCCGCCGGCGCGGGGCCCCUGCACGCCAGCAAGCGCAGGAAGUCGGUGCUGCACCUCAUGUUGGGGGUAUCGGCCGGCUACGAGAACACGCGGCGCGCGGCGCGCAUCCAGCAGCACGCCCCGCACGGCGACCCCUUCCUGCUGCCCAGCGUCGUGCCCCAGAGGCUGCCCGCCCGCAAGUCGCUCACCAGCGUGGCGGAAGAGAGCGACGACGUUCCGGAAGACGACAACAUCAAGGACUGCUUUGUGGACGCGGAUGGCGAGGAGGGGGAGCUGGCGAGCUGGACCACGUACCGCCGCUACUUCGGCAGCAGCACCCUCUUUGGCAUCGUGCUGUGCCUCAACCUGGUGCUCUUCGCGAUCCAGGUCAUGGUGUACGGAGUGGGACUAUGGAACCUGCGGAGUCAAGAAGACCGCGUGAACACGACGCGGCCCGACAACGGCACGGAUGGCGUCCAAAGCUUCACGGACAACUACUACUACUUCUACAUCUACGUGGGACUGGCCGACAGCUUUUUCGUGCUGGACCCCAUCCGGGGGCUGCUGCUCAUCCACUCGGCGAUCCGCGUGUCGGACACUCUGAGCCGCGGAAUGCUGCGCGCCAUCCUGCACGCGCCCGCCUCCUUCUUCCUGGAGAAGCAGCCAGGCUACAUCAUCAACCGCUUUUCAAAAGAUGUGGCCAUCACCGAUGAUCAGCUCCCACUGGCAAUAUUCGAUUACUUCCAGCUGUUCCUCAUCGUGCUGGGCGCGGUGACCGUGGUGAGCGCCAUGAUCCCGUGGACGAUGCUCGUCACGCUGCCUCUCGGCAUCAGCUGCAUGAUCCUGCGCCACUACUUCCUGAGGACGUUCCGCCAGCUCAAGCAGAUGGAGUCGGAAGCCAAAAACCCAAUCUUUGCUCACAUUGUCGCCACUCUGAAAGGGCUGUGGACGAUCAGGGCUUUCAGCCGAGACGACUACUUUGAAAACAUCUUCCACCAAGCCCUGGACAUCCACACGGCCACCUGGUUCCUCUACCUCUCCGCCCUUCGCUGGUUCCAGAUGCGAAUCGACAUCAUUUUCACACUGUUCAUCACGGCGGUGACGUUCAUUUCCGUGGGGGUGAAGGGUUACAGCGAAGGCUCCAUUGCCAUUGCGCUCACGCUGGCCAUGAACAUCAUGAGCACCUUCCAGUGGGCCAUCAACACCAGCAUCGAGGUGGAGGGCAUGAUGCGUUCCACGGAGCGGAUUUUGCGCUUCAUGGACAUCCCGGAGGAGAGCAGUGGCUUCGUGGUGACGCCGCCGCCGCCGGACUGGCCCAAUGCCGGCCACCUGGAGGUGGUGAACCUUUCCAUGCGGCACUCGCCGACAGCGCCGUACGUGCUCCAGAACAUCUCCUUCAACGUCCAGCAGGGACAGAAGAUGGGAAUCCUGGGCCGCACGGGCGCGGGGAAGAGCACGCUGCUCGCGUGCCUGCUGCUGCAGAGGGACGUGGAGGGAGAGGUGCGCAUCGACGGCCUGUCGGCGCGUAACGUGGCACCCUACACGUGGAGGUCGGCGUUCCAGGUCAUCACGCAGAAAAUAUUUAUUUUUACCGGAACGUUAAGGAAAAAUCUGGAUCCGUACGGACGAUGCAACGAUGAAGAAAUAUGGAAAGCCAUUGACCUGGCGGGGCUGCGCGACGUGGUGGAGGCGCUGCCUGGAGGGCUCGACGUCAUGCUGGUGGAGGGCGGGUGGGUGCUGAGCGAAGGGCAGAAGCAGCUCCUCUCGCUGGUGCGCUGCCUCCUCUACAAGGCCCGGAUCCUGCUGCUGGACGAGCCCACGGCAAACCUCGACCAGAUAACGGCACAGAUCAUGAUGAGGAUCAUUCGUAAGGAAUUUAAGGACUGCACCAUCUUGGUCUCGGAGCACAGGAUCCGCGCCAUUUACGACUGCAAUCAGAUCCUUGUCCUGGAGGACGGAAAAGUGAGGGAGUACGGGACGGCGCAGAUGGUGUUCAAGAAGAGCGCCCUGUUCCGCGAGUUCGUGCCGGACGCGGGCUCGUUCCGGGGUCACCCCGUGAGGAGCAGCAUGACCCUCAGACACUCCAUCAAGCACAUCUCCCUCCAGGAGGAGCUGGCCGAAGACGACGUCAUACAAGAGACGAGGCUCUAGCUCACGACACCGGCGGGGAUGAAAGUAUUUCCGCAGUUUUGUUGGUGAGCCUCGCUUGGAGGAUUUUUGUAAAAGUGCGUCUGUGUGUGAGUGUGUGCGCAAAGUUGGUGCGUGUGGAUAUCCAGCAGGUGGAGCGGUGGCACAGUGGUUAGUGCACCGCACUACGAACCCGGCGACCUAGGUUUGAUUCCUGACCAUAGCUAACAAUAAUGGCGAAUGCCUGAACCGUCCUAGGCCUUCACCAAGUGGACUUGGCUUUAAUUAGCACGUGGUGCAAUGUGUUUGCAUCAGCAUUGGACAGAUGAAGAGUGCCGGGUCGCGGCCUUAAUAGGUGCUUGCUUCAGAGCACCUGCCCCAACAAUCUAAAUGAGGCUAUAUGGGGAUCUUUGUCAGGCACAGAGUGCAGCCCAGAUGUGCGAGCGGUUAACACCAUAUCAAGUUCAAGUUCAUUUAUUAGGUAUAGCCCUGUGAGCCAUUCGGCUCUUGAAUCGGGUGCAACAAAAAACAAAAAACAUGAACAAAAACAUCUUAAAGUGAAUAUGUGACUAAGUGCAAAUAGAAAAUCCAAGAAAAGACAGCAAAAUAUUGCAGAAAAAAGACACCGUACACCAACGCUGUGUGCAAAAAUCCUAGUGGGAUGCAAGUCAAACAACAACAACAACCAUAAGACAAUAUGAAGUUGGAGAUCGUCUAUAAUGCAGCUAAUGUUUCUGGUUAAUAAUUGCUACAAUGUCUAAAGAGAUGUUUUCAUGAGAUUGUAAUCAUCACAUCUAUUUUGUUUGUAAACGAGAGUAGUGAAGGUGGUAAUUGCGACUGUAGACACCUGCCAUUCACAACUUGCAUGGGACUUGUUUCCCAUUCUUGAAAAGUGAAAGUCCCCGGGUUUGACGCACGUGCAAGGGCUAUCCACAACGCAGUCUGGCUCACGGUUGGAGAACCGUUGCCCUGCUGGGGUCCAAACAAACCGAGCCUUCCAGAUCCCUGAGGCGGGCUGGCACACAUGGGCACCUGCCGCAGUGUUAUCCAAUAGCGAGGCGACAAUAACUUGGGCUCACUUUCACCGUGGUGACAGAUAUGACUGAGCAAGGCAAAAAUUAGAAACAGCGUCGUCAGAUCCACACGUUUUCCCUCCAGCGUUCGAUUAGCGCAGCCGAGAUGCUCGCAGUGACGGAUAAAUAUUGCUCGCGGUCCGUUGGCCAACUCCUCGUUGGCCUCAUGUGGCAGCGGGCUGGACGAAGCGAAGUCACGGGCCAGGUGCGGCCCAGGGCCGUAGGCUCCACACCCCUAGGCUAGCGUGCCGCGGUAGCGCACGCGAUGCGCGCACGAGGAGGACACGUGGAAGAUCUCGCUCGGCACCGGCGCACGGAGUUCGUGCUUCGUCAGUGUCUCGUGAGGUACGGCAACAACUCGAUUGUCCCAAAUACUAGAGACAGCAAAACACAGCAGCAGGAGCUCACAGGCACAGCGCGAACAGCCGGCCGUCAUUUGAGGCUAUCAACCGUCCUGUUUUGGCCAGGACACCGCUGUUCCGGUGUCCUGAAGUGUUUCCAAAAAAAUUGGGAUUUUUUUUUCCCGGUUUAAAAUUUUCUGGCUUCAUGCAUGAAUCUUGGUUUGGGCAAACGGCGGGGCUACCUGAAUAUUGGGCGGGGUUGAUAGAGUCGGCUAGGCUUCUGAGCAGCAGGCGGAGUCAACAUCGAAUAGCGAAUCCGUGCGCUGUGCGUGUGAAGCUCGCGAAUAAGUGGGCAUGGCUUCCUUCAAGUGGGAGGGGCUGACCGAGGGAAGGGCCUCACAGGCAUGUUAGUAGAUUUAGUCACGUGGGGCGAGGUUGAAGCUGUGAUGGAAGGGUCGUUGUUGUCGAUGUUUCUCGUUGUGUCUGUGCUCAUGUAAUUCAGUGUCUACUGCCAGCAAGUUCUGUAAGUGGCGGCUUCCCGUGACACUUUUUAUAUUGAACUUCGUUUUUUCUAAUUCUUGUGUUGACUCGUCCAGAUUAUUUAGAUUUCUGGAUCAGCGGUGACCAUGUUAGUGUGGCUUUACUGUAUUCGUGUUGCUGUACUGCCUAUAAGAGGGAAGCUAGAUGUGAACUCAAAGGGCGCUAAUCACGAGUUGCUUCCCAGCUGAGCACUGCUCAGAGCACUGUGUUCACUUUUGCAGAGCGUUGAGUCUUCACGCAUGUACAGAUGCUAUCAGUUAAAGUCAGGCUCCAAUCUGUCCGGGUUUGAGCCGCACACUCCGGGAAUUGGCAUCUGUGUUUGUGUGUAUACCGAUAUCUGCUACCGGUCUUCUGUUCCAACUUUACUGCAGGACACUGCGCCGUUUUUCAGCGACCUUGGCUGACUGCGAAAUACGUCUGGGUUUGGUCGACUGUGGAAACAGUGGCAGCCCGAAUUUAAAGGAGGUGAAAAUAAUGUUACCGGCAACUGAUAUUGUACUCGAUUUACACCCCCCAGAAGGCGUUUUAAAGCAACCUUUUGCUAUGCAAGUGGAGAACGAGGGCUAGGGUUUGUCGACAAGAGGGUCUCGCCACGAGCUCGGUUUGUCAGUGUCGUGCAUGACCAAGCGAAAUGAACAAAUGCGGCGUGUCGUGUUCCCGACCCGGUGACCCCGUCGUCCUGUGUGCCCCCUCGCGCAAAGCCGCCACUUGAAACUGCCCCGGGGCAGAUGGGGCGACUGAGCACGGGGCUUCUGAGUUCGUGGCUCGUGCUGGCUAUGUGCCCGACUUACGCCGCUGAACUAAAAUUCUGUAAUGAAGAACAAAAUGUUGUUAUGUCUGAACGGAAAGGGCUGUCGCCUGCGCGGACUGCCGGCAGUGACAUGGAACGAGAAUGGUGCCACUUCGCGAGAGAAAUGUUACACAAGCUUCUUUUUUUAGGUUUUAUGUUCGCGCAAAGCAGCAUAACGACCUUGGAAGAGCCCGAUGGGACAAAAGGCAAAUGAGAGCAUGAGACAUUUCAGUCACUGUUAGGAAAAGACAGCGCGUAUGACCAGAAGUGAUUCUCUGAGCGCUACGCACACACCGCACGCACUCGUUACUGUGAAGAGGUGAGUAACCUCGCUAACUGGCGGUCAGUCACCUCCCUGUCGCUCUUCCAUCGCUACUCCCAUGACUACUGGUCCCAUGAAUUUCACUGAUCAUGGAUUCUUCCAUCCGUGCCGAAGACUCGGCGGGGCACACCGAGCGUAUAUCUCACCCACACCGUGGUUAGCGGCCGCGCUGCAGGGCAACGUGGUGUCCGUGCAGGUGUUUGUUGAGUCGUCUGUGUCGGUGUGACAAUUUCGCACGAUUGUUGGAGAUAAUUGUCACGCUUGAUCUUCUUGGUUCUUUCGGUAAAGUCACGUAGAAGGGAAAUAAUAAAAUAAUGUAUUUUAUUUUUUUUAUUUUUAUUCUUUUAUUAUUUCCCUUCUACGUGACUUUACCGAAAGAACCAAGAAGAUGAAUCCCUGCAGUCAAGAAAGCUUUAAAUCGAAAAAUGUCACGCUUGAGUUUGUUGAAGAUUUUCUCGUGGGAUCUUACCCCCGAUUGUAUUAAGCAUCUCGGCGUCCUGUCCUGUACGUAUGUAUGUUGAACUUCUUUCGUACCAUACGUAGCCAAUCGUGCAGAAUCAGGCCAGCUCUCCUCGAAUGAAUGACACCAGCUUCUCAAGCGCAGUGAGUUGGUGGGCUCAGCCCGGUUACCAAAGGCUGUGCUAAACCACGAUCACACUGCACUUUGCUUUCAUUUAAUUAGUAAAAUUAUAGCUGAGAUAAAAAAAAACAUACUCUUUGGUUUUUUCGGUAAAGUCACGUGGGUGAAAAUAAAAUAAAAAUGAAAACAACUAUAUUUUUAUUUUAUUUUCACCUACGUGACUUUACCGAAAAAACCAAAGAGUAUGGAUCCUUGCAGUCACGAAAACUUCAAAUCUAGAAAUAAAAAAACAUGUUUUGAAGAACAUCCCUUGCGUACAAUGCGUGUAAACCUGCAAUGCCCUUCACGUGGCAAAGAGGCGAUUUGAUGUCCUAACUGGCAGUGAUAUCACCUUCCACUGGGUGGUGCACUGUUGUCUGCAAGAGUUUCGAAGGAAACACUCAUCUUGCGACGCGACAAUGGAAUAUAAUUGAGAAAAUACGAUUGUGUUCUCGAAGUUGUCGAGAUCGCUACCACCACCAACAGGAUGUAUGCUGCCAGUGGUAUAGUUGAAUGCAGAUUUGACAAACUGACUUCAUUUAUAAUUUUCAGCGGCACUGGACAGUUCGAUGUUGUAUGGGGCCGUCCAUAAAUAAAUGACGUCACGCGAUUUUGGACAAUUUUUGACCCCCCCCCCUCGUCACACGGCGUCACAAAAGUCAGACCCCCCCUCAAAUAUGACGUCACAAAGCUCUCCCUCCCCCCCACAAAAAAACAUGCUUCAAAUCGCUUUAAACUAUUGUCAUUGUAGUGCGUAUUUAAUGUGCCGCUGCACUCUGAUGUUGUAGGAGAAAACAUUUAUUAAAAAAAAGUCUAUUUAAUUAAGUAGAACGUGGUGUUUAUAUGUAUUUAAAGUUGUGCAUUUUUACGUGACGUCACAUUUCUCAAACCCCCUUCCCCUCGUCACACAUCGUCACAAAUGUCUGACCCCCCCCCCCCAGGUGCGUGACGUCAUUUAUGGACGGCCCCUAUGAAAUACUGUGGUGUUAUGCGGUUUCGAAAGUAGCUCGCUGCUGACUGGAGCUGCUGUCUGCGCGUAACCAUUCGCCACGUGCACUUCUUUGAUCCUUCCAUUUCACUCGCAAGUUUUAAACGCGUGGAAUGAGAGACGCAGACGUAAAGAGUGCGAGUGCAAAUGUGUCCUGAUCGUGCGUUGUAUAUGUUACUUGUAAGGCUCCAUACAUUUGCGGUGAUCUGAUUCCGUCUUUUUUUAACGACAUUUUAUCAGACGGCAGUGAGUGUGGCGGCUACACCGCGCGGAACGCAACUCGGUUCACAACUCCAUGGAGAACCAUGGAGUUGUUUCUACAUCAACACCCUUAGCAGCGCCGACCCUAUUACAGACCAAUUCAGACCUUAUUGGUCACCCCGUGCCCUCAUACAUCUCAACGUUCAUCCUACAAAGUCCCAUCGCGAGGGAGAAACGGUUGUACGCCGUAUGGACCUGGAAACUCAAUUUCCGUGUGCAAGAAUGCGGGGUAAACCGUAUGGGUUGACAGGUAUGGGAUUGGCUUGCUCGAAUACCAACCCUGUGUAGAAGACGAGACAUUUCUGUGUUGAAUCCUGAUGCAAGCUCUGGAUAAACGUUAAUUUACAGUUUGAUACGUGUUGAAUAACUUGAUCUUUAUAAAGCUGUUUUGUAUAUUUUGUAUAUAAAAUAAAACUGGACAGUUUAACCGA